UUUCUUCACAGAAGUAGUUGUCUUGUGCUGGCAGAGUUAGGCGCCGCGAUCCCGUGCGCUGGGUAGGGCAGUGCUGUAACUCGCCUCUGAUUAAACACUUUCCCCUCGUUUUGCUCUGUUGUCCCUUCCUUCCCAGGGACCACACAAGGGGCUAUCGACCCGGCUCCCUCUCUCUGUGUGAGGACUCCGUUUUGCGUCUCGGACUUUAAUAGGGGAAGCCUGUCUGGAGCAAGGAGUGACCCGGAUCUUUGGAUGCCCAUGGAGGGAGACGUUAUGGACAAACUGGAUGAUAUGGCCUCUGUGAGUGAGUUUGACCCCAUCGCAGGCAAUAUUCCAGCCACCAAAGUCGAGAUUACUGUGUCUUGCAGGAAUCUACUAGAUAAAGAUACAUUCUCCAAAUCAGAUCCACUCUGCGUCCUGUACAUUCAAGGAGUUGAAACCAAGCAGUGGAGAGAGUUUGGAAGAACAGAAGUGAUUGACAACACAUUGAACCCAGACUUCAUCCGAAAAUACAUCCUAGAUUACUUCUUUGAAGAGAAACAGAAUCUACGCUUUGACUUUUAUGACGUGGAUUCAAAAAGCCCAGAUCUGUCAAAACAUCUCUCCGAACUCAACGACUUUCUCGGGCAGACUUUCUGCACUUUGGGGGAGAUCGUGGGCUCACCAGCAAGCCGUCUGGAAAAGCCCUUGAGUGGGAUCCCAGGGAAGAAAUGCGGGACAGUCAUUUUAUCAGCGGAAGAGCUUGGAAACUGCAGAGACUAUGCGACUAUGCAGUUCUGUGCCAACAAGCUGGACAAGAAGGAUUUCUUUGGGAAGUCAGACCCGUUCAUGGUCUUUUACAGAAGCAAUGAAGAUGGAACGUUUACAAUCUGUCACAAAACGGAAGUGGUGAAGAAUACCCUGAAUCCAGUGUGGCAAGCGUUUGCAAUCCCAGUCCGAGCCCUCUGCAAUGGGGACUAUGACAGGACAAUUAAGGUGGAGGUCUACGACUGGGACCGGGAUGGGAGCCAUGACUUUAUUGGAGAAUUUACAACCAGCUACCGAGAGCUAGCCAGAGGACAAAGCCAGUUCAAUGUAUAUGAGGUGAUAAAUCAAAAAAAGAAAAUUAAGAAAAAGAAAUACUCCAACUCGGGAACAGUUACGUUGCUGUCCUUCACAGUGGAAUCAGAGUACACAUUCCUUGACUACAUCAAAGGGGGGACCCAGAUCAAUUUUACAGUGGCAAUCGAUUUCACCGCGUCCAAUGGGAACCCAUCCCAGUCCACCUCUCUGCACUACAUGAACCCGUACCAGAUGAACGCGUACGCCAUGGCGCUGAAGGCAGUGGGUGAGAUCAUCCAAGACUACGACAGCGACAAGAUGUUCCCUGCGCUGGGCUUCGGUGCCAAGCUGCCUCCUGAUGGAAGGGUCUCGCACGAAUUCCCUCUGAAUGGCAAUACAGAAAACCCAUACUGCAAUGGGAUAGAGGGAAUAUUAGAAGCCUACCACCAGAGCCUGAAGACUGUUCAACUCUAUGGGCCAACCAACUUUGCACCAGUUGUCAACCACGUGGCAAGGUAUGCCGCUGCCGUUCAGGAUGGCUCGCAGUAUUUCAUCCUCCUAAUUAUCACAGAUGGGGUCAUAUCAGAUAUGGCUCAGACAAAAGAGGCCAUUGUGAGCGCCGCUAAACUUCCAAUGUCCAUCAUCAUUGUUGGAGUGGGACAGGCUGAAUUUGAUGCAAUGGUGGAAUUGGAUGGAGAUGAUAUCCGAAUCUCUUCCCGAGGGAAGUUGGCGGAGCGUGAUAUUGUCCAGUUCGUCCCGUUUCGAGAUUACAUGGACCGCACAGGGAACCACGUGCUCAGCAUGGCCCGGCUGGCCAAGGAUGUCCUGGCAGAGAUCCCAGACCAGUUCAUUUCCUACAUGAAGACGCGGGGCAUCAAACCCAACCCGUCCCCGCCCCCCUACACGCCUCCCAGCCACACCCUCCACACACAGAUCUGACCCCAGACCCGGCGGAAGGGCCCGGGACACGCAGAGGGGUCUGGAUUGUCUUGCGUAUCAGCCGCUCGUGUUCUGUCCAUAGGUAGCAGGGGGGAGAAACAGAAGAGUCUGUAUUUUGUUACUGUCACUCAACAAACUGAGAAAAUUCUUUAACUGAGACACACUGGCAAAGGCAAGUUGUAAGAGAAAGGACCGGGAACGAAAGGAAUGUCACACAGAAGAGUGUGGUUCUGAUUUUGUAGAUUCUUCUUCCCAUGUGUGAUUGUCUGCCUGUUCUGAAGACCUUGUAGUAUGAUGAGACCUGAGCAGCGAGUAGGAGAAAGCUGUCUGUCAGUCUGUAUGUAGAUACCUUUCUAAACGGUGUCCUUUGGGUUAUGGAAUUUACACACAGUGAUUUAUAGAGUUUUAACUAUUUAUAAUGGAAAAUAUCAGGGUCCUUGAGGGGACCAUUUCCUUUUAUUAAGUUUAUUUGAAGUUAAAGCAUCUACUAGCGGCUUUCCUUAUAACAGUGAUGGACAAAGCAUGGCAUGGAGCAAACUAAGUGGCUCUUCAGUAUAGUAUUAAAAUGAGGUGUUUUUUUUGUCCUAAUGCGAAUUGCCUUUUUAUUCUCCCUUGGCUUUAAUGAAUACUGCGGAAAUGAGAAUGCACGCUCCUCGAGAGGUCUUCACGCUUCACACUGGCCUGCUGUGAACUGUUUUGUUUUACCUGCUCAAAUCCACUCGAGGUUGAACAGAGGACUCUUGUGACAGCACACCAAAAGCACAAGAAAUCAUCUUAUUAUUACUUAACCAUCAUCUUCAUAGUGCACUGCACCUCCCUCUUUAGAAGACACCCCGUAUGAAAGGGUGUAACCCUAUACAGUGUCUACACAACACUAUUUCUAUACUACUUCUCUUAUUAGAAGUGACGAUUGCAAUAGUUAAUAGACCACAUCUCUUUUUUGUUCAGGAUUACAACAUUUUAUGCCAGUAUGACACUCUCAUUUACUUGUGUAUGCAAAACAUCAUGGUAAAACUAACAAAUAUGUGCAGGAAGCCGGAACUCCCAAAACCUACUGAAUCUGUUUCUCUGAUUUGGCACCAAACCCAAAAUAUGAAGGUCUUCUGCUCCUAUAACCUCUGGUUCAGCCCUGUUUGGCAAUAAAAGAGGAGCUUACAUGGCUAUAAAAGCAUCAGCAAGAAUCAUUUGGCCUGACCUUGUUCUGCUAGAUAUCAACAGCGCAGAGUAUGCAAUUCUCUGGCUCCUUUUUCUCUCUCUCUCUCUCUCUCUCUCUCUCUCUCUCUCUCUCUCUCUCUCUCUCUCUCUCUCUCUCUUUGGUAAUGGCUGCUCAGUUGCUUGCAAAAUGUUCCUCAUUGUAUAAAGAUAUCCAGUUGAGGAAGAAGAAAAUGUCACUGCAGCAGCUUACCAAUCUGUAAAGAUCUCUGAGCUAUUAUGUUUGCAUGUCUGUCCUCCGAAUAAAGCUUGACCUGGCUUUCUGAGAAAUGUCCUCCCAACAACUUAGGCUCAUGUUUUGAUUGGUAAAUGAACCCCUUGUGGGCAUAUCUUGGAACUGCUCACCCAUACACCCCCAAUCAUCCCCCUGAUUGGACGGUCAGCAGGGGGUGGUGUCCAGUUAUCUCAUUUUAGAAUGUACUCGUUUAUUAAUAAAUUCAUCACAUCUGUUCAACGCUCUUUAAAAUCACCUCUGAAUUCCCUUCAGCGACGGACUAGAUUUUCAGAACACUAUAUAACUGAUAAUGAUGUAAUACAUAUUGAAAUAUUAGUUUCUACAGGGAAUUCACAUUUGCUGUUCAAUAAAAGCAAAAUAGGAGAGAAGGGGGGGCGGCACAAUGGCAUGGUGGUUAGCACUGCUGCCUCACAGCUCCAGGGUCAUGGGUUUGAGUCCGCUCUCAGGGGUCUGUCGGUGUGGAGUUUGCGUGUUCUUCUCGUGUCUGCAUGGGUUUUCUCCAGAUACUCCAGUUUCCUCCCACAGUCCAAAGACAUGCUGUUCAGGUUGAUU
Polyodon spathula (Mississippi paddlefish) is the source of this 3979-nucleotide messenger RNA. RefSeq names its product copine-5. Gene Ontology annotation, cellular component: plasma membrane. The coding region runs from base 253 to 1980 and encodes 575 amino acids. Gene Ontology annotation, biological process: cellular response to calcium ion. The record is from RefSeq and is a predicted model, not a curated record. Gene Ontology annotation, molecular function: calcium-dependent phospholipid binding. The transcript has 21 exons. Lineage: Eukaryota; Metazoa; Chordata; Actinopteri; Acipenseriformes; Polyodontidae.